AUCGCACAUGUCAACAAUACUCCAUUUCCAAACCCAGAGAAUAUCCAAUUUUUUAUUUAUUUAUUUUUUAAUGAUUUUAUCAUUUCAAAAUAAUAACUGUUGUAAAAAGUGAUGAAGGAUUCUUGUAUAAAAAUAAAAGUAUCAGAGUAGUAAUGGCAGGAGAUCAGAAAACGAUCGAUGAUAACAAAUCUCGUUCUUCUGAAGUUGAUGCGAUAAAUCAGGAAAAUAAUAAUAAUAAUAAAAGUAAUAAAAAUGAUGAUAUAACCGAUCCAGAAACUUUCAGUUGUGUCCUUCAGCCGUGUCCGCCUCGUUCCGAUCCUAAUUACAUCGGUAUUCGACGUCUCCUUUUGUUUCGUAAAGCGCAAGCCGGCGUUCUUCGCCGUAAGGAUUGGAGAUGUAACGGGAAAGGUUAUGUGGCUUAUCGUAAUUUCAUUAACAGACCAGAAAAUUGGUUGAAUAUGCCAAGCCACACUAGCACACCUGGAACCAGUGGGCGAUGGCUGUCUUCUCCAAGUCAACUUUCUCUUGCACUUGAGAUGGAAAGCUGGGCUGGUAGCAGGGAUCAACCAGAGAGUCAAACACUGAGUCGUACUGUUAGUUUAGGUGCAAAUUCAAGUGACUAUGAACACCCACGUCGAAAGGCUGAACCUGCAUAUUCUUUUGUGGGGAUGCAUUGCAUCUUUGAUGAAUGCAAAUCUAUGGUUACUGUUAUAAAGUUUGGCCACAUGAGUUCUGAUAUACUUGCCUAUGGAGCAACAGAUGGAACAAUUACAGUUUGCACCGUCUCUGAACCACCUUCGAUUAUGAAGAAGUUGACCGGGCACUCAAAAGAUGUCACAGAUUUUGACUUCUCGUUAAACAACCAAUACAUUGCAUCGUCUUCACUGGACAAAACUGUGAGAGUAUGGGAUAUUCCAAAGGGACUUUGUAUUCGAGUAAUAUAUGGAGUUACCUCCCAGCUUUGUCUUCGAUUUCAUCCUGUGAAUAAUAACUUUCUCACUGUCGGCAACGCAAACAGAGAAAUAUCGGUAUUCAAUUUUAGUACAGGAAGGUUAAUAAGUAAGAUAGUUGCUGACAGCGAGGUUCCUGCCCUUGAUUAUGACCAUACUGGCCAGUUUGUCUUUUGUGGCGAUGUACAGGGAUCUAUAUAUACACUAAAAGUAAACUCUCAUCAAGGAACCUUGUCCCGGUCUCAUCGCACAAGAACUAGCAGCAAGAAUAAAUCUGAAUUCACAACCAUCCAGUAUAGAACGUUUUCUCUGAUGACACAAGGUCCUGUUUUACUUUCACUCACGCGAGACGGAAGCUUGUCUUUCUUCAGUGUUUCUUUGGAGCUCCAAGGGUAUUUGACCAUACGAUGUUCCCUUAAGUUGGCUCCACGACUUCACAGCAUACGUGCUUCUUUUUGCCCAUUGCUUUCCCUUGAAAAAGGAGAAUAUAUAGUUAUUGGAAGUGAGGAUGCAGCUGUUUACUUCUAUGACUUAACUAGGCCCAAGAAUACAUGUGUCAACAAGCUGCAGGGACAUGGAUACCCAGUGAUUGCUGUUGCAUGGAACCAUGGUGAGAAUUUGUUGGCAUCCUCUGAUUUUGGUGGCACUGUAAUUGUGUGGAAGAGAGAAAAAACAAAGUAAAAGAGUUAAACUCAGCUAUUGUGUUUAUCUUCUUCUCUGUGAACCGAAGAAGAAGUAAUUCGUGUAAAUUUCACAAGCAUUUCUUCUUGUUGGAAAUAUAAAUUUUGCAUAGUGUAAUACUCACACCCGUA
This is a messenger RNA of Erigeron canadensis, 1762 nucleotides long. RefSeq names its product WD repeat-containing protein 13. The transcript is spliced from 12 exons. The record is from RefSeq and is a predicted model, not a curated record. Gene Ontology annotation, molecular function: protein binding; promoter-specific chromatin binding. Lineage: Eukaryota; Viridiplantae; Streptophyta; Magnoliopsida; Asterales; Asteraceae. Gene Ontology annotation, cellular component: nucleus. The coding region runs from base 153 to 1631 and encodes 492 amino acids.